Molecule: messenger RNA, 1469 nt
Organism: Caenorhabditis angaria
Lineage: Eukaryota; Metazoa; Nematoda; Chromadorea; Rhabditida; Rhabditidae
Source: the annotation of a GenBank genome assembly
AUGAUAAUCAAAUCGUUUUUCCGAUAUUAUUCGUUGAAUCCAACAACUUCGAAAUUCUCAGAAGUUCAACAAAAAUGUUUGCAAUUAGCAGUUAUUGGAUCUCCGAAUGUUGGAAAAUCACUUUUGACAAAUAAUUUGGUUCGAUGUCCAUUAUCAGCUGUUAGCAGUAAAAUGGAUACGACAACCAGGGUAAGAAGUAGAAAUUUGAAGCUCUGAAGAUUUCACAAAGAUAUAAUUAUUUUCUUCAAUUUUUCCCGAAUUUCUCAAAUAAAAAAUAAAUAUUUAGAAUAUAUCAGCAUCAAUUUGUGAGGAUUCAACGCAAUUAGUUUUUGUUGAUUCACCGGGCGCAGUUUCAACUUCGCAUGUUCGAGAAACAAUGAAACAACGUGCAUCACAAGGAGAAAGAUUAUUGCAAGAUCCGGAAAAAGCAUUGAGAAAUGCUCAACAUAUUUUAGUUGUACAAGAUUCAACAGCUCCCGGAAGUUAUAUUCAUCAUAGAGUUUUGCAUAUGUUACACAGAUAUUCGCAUGUUCCAAGUACUCUUGUUAUGAAUAAAAUUGAUUUGGUUACAAGAAGAAGUGAUUUGUUGCCACUUGUUGAGAUUUUGACAAAUGGACAAUUAUCGGAUAAUCAAAAAAUUGCGACAAAACCGGCACAAAUUGGAAGACUUGGAAAAUCAUUGACAACGGCGAAUUCAAAUUGUUCGAUUGUUCCAACUGAUGAAAAAUGGCAAAAUUCGUAUCGAAAUUUAUUACAAAAACCAACUUUCAAAUGUUCGUUUUCUGAAACAAAAUCACUUUUCCGAACCAUUUAUGGAUGGAGCGGUUUUGAACGUGUAUUUUUUGGUAUGUUCAUUUCAAUCAAUUUGAAAAAAUGUUUCAGUAUUUUUUCCUAUUUUUUAUUUUUCAGAAUAUUUCUCAAUUUUCAACAAUUUUCCAAAAAAAUUCAAGUUUUCCCAAAUAAAAAUCGUAAUUCCGAAACUCUCAUAAAACAAAAUAUGAAAACAAUUUUGUUGCAGUUUCAUCAUUGAGUGGUGAAGGAAUCGAUGAUCUUCGAACACAUUUAUUGAAUAUUUCUCCAAGCGGCGAUUGGAAAAUGGAACAAUCAACACCAACUUCUGAAUCAGCUCAACAAUUGUGUAUUGAUUCAAUUCGAGCUGCUGUUUUGGAUACAACUCCUUCAGAUGUUGCUUAUACAAUUGUUCCGAAAAUUGUUGAAUGGGAUGAAAAUGGAGAGGUUUGACAUUCUAUCAAAUAAUUCAAAGGUUUAUUCAAAUUCAGGUUCUUCAAAUCGUCGGUGAACUAAAGUGCAAAAAAUCAAGAGAUGGUGUUCUGGUGAUUGGAAAAGGUGGUCGAAGAAUAUCUGAAAUUGGUCGACGUGUAAAUGAACAUCUUCAUUCACUUUUCCAACGACAAUUAUAUUGUCGAUUGAUUGUUACUCAUAAUGGUAAACUUAUCACAAAUUCAUAG